This is a messenger RNA of Helianthus annuus (common sunflower), 990 nucleotides long. RefSeq lists its product as uncharacterized. Lineage: Eukaryota; Viridiplantae; Streptophyta; Magnoliopsida; Asterales; Asteraceae. Bases 1 to 990 code for a protein of 329 amino acids. The transcript is spliced from 2 exons. The record is from RefSeq and is a predicted model, not a curated record.
AUGGUGGUGGAAGUAUUAGACAAAACCGGAGGAACUAUGGACGAGAGGGUUUGGAAAGAUAUAGCGGCUGCAGGAAAGGAGUUGGAAGACAUGGGAGUUUCAGUGACCAACGAAUUAAUAGUGGAGAUGGGGAACAGAAGGACAGUAAAGUUUUGGCUGGACCGAUGGUGUGGAGACAGGAAUCUCAGAGAAAUGUACCCGACAAUCUUCAAGAUCGCUACAAAUAAACAUGCUUAUGUCGCGGAAAAUGCUACAGUAUCACAAGAUGAAACUCAAUGGUUUAUAAGAUGUAACCGGCCACCGAACAUGGAAGAGGAAUGGUCUCAAUGGUCUAAGUUGCUGCAACAGAUUAAAGAUAUACAAGUUAAGAAGGACGAAGAUAGGUGGGCAUGGAAAUCGGAUAGCUAUGGAACGUUUUCGGUCACUACAAUCAGAAACCAUUUAAACAGAAUUGAUGCCAAUUAUGAUGCUGAUGAAUGGAAGUUCUGGAAUAGAUGGGCACCACCAAAGGUAAAUUAUUUCAUUUGGAGAACAGUGUUAGAGAAGAUAUCGGUGAAGCGAGAAUUGGCUAGGAGAGGCAUUCCUUUGAGCAGCUCACUGUGUUCAAGAUGUGGACUUCAAGAGGAGACUGUAAACCACUUCAUAUGUGAAUGCACGAGAUCACAAAGAAUCUGGGAGAAUAUAUUUAUUUGGUUGAAAAUCCCUACUGUACAUGGAAGUCGGUCUUGCAAAGAUGUUCUGGAAUUUGGAAAUAACUUAAAAGGAUCAAGCGAGUGGAAGAAAAUCAUUAAUGUAAUAUUUCAAGCGACUAUUUGGAACAUUUGGAAAUCACGCAACGAUAAAGAAUUUGAAGGCUAUCUACGGAACGACAAGGAGAUAACAGAGAUAAUAAAGGAAGACAGUUUUAUUUGGUUAAAAACAAGGUCGAAAAUGCAAAACAUUGUGUGGGAGAGAUGGGUGGAUUUUAAUAUAAGAGACGUAGUAAGAUAG